GUGCGCUCCCCGGCACACCUCCCUCUCCUCCUCCUCCUCCUCCUCGUGAUUGCGCAGCGGCACUCCGGCAGCAGCGCAGCGGAGAAUAAACCGACAACAAGUGGGGAUAUUUUCGUGUGUGUGAUGGAUUGAAUUUAAAGAUGGAUUAUGUGGAAUAUGUCAAACGGAGAUCUGGGCUGAUUCAUGAAAGCAGGACGCGUUUUCUUCUGCUGCUGCUGAUGCUGUUUUAAUCUCCAAAAAAGAGUCAAAAAAACCCAAACAACAACAGGAGGACUCGCCUUCUCUCCUCUUCUUCUUCUUGCUUUUGUUUCUGACCAAAGAGCUCCAGAUAACGAUGUGAGAGGAGGGCUUCCUGCACGGUGGAUGGAAACAAACUGAGCUGCAGCCGUUACGCAUGGAGACAGCUCGGCACUGAGCUCCGCUGCUGCACGGUUCUUCCUAAAACUCCCCAAAAAGAGAGAAAAAAGUGAUUCUUGUCCUCCUCAGACAGAAAAUGAGUAUCUGUCUCCUCCGACUGGCUCUCCUCGUGGCUUGCGUCCUCUCCAUCCGCUGCACCGCCGCGCCCGGGACCGAGGCGGAGGCGCACACGGCGUCCCGGGAUACCUGCGCGUCCUGCGGCGUGGCUCAGCCGGAGGACCCGGAGUCCGGCCGGCUGAACGUGGACUUCCUGGAGGCGGUCAAGAGGCACAUCCUGAGCCGGCUGCAGAUGCGGGAGAGGCCCAACAUCACGCACCCGGUGUCCAAGGCGGCCAUGGUGACGGCGCUGCGGAAGCUGCACGCCGGGAAGCUGCGCGAGGACGGGAGGGUGGAGAUCCCGAACCUGGACGGACACCCGAUGAGCAACGAGGUCCUGGAGGAGAGCUCCGAGAUCAUCAGCUUCGCAGAGAAAGACGACAUGGUGACGUCCAAGUCCAGCCUGUUCUUCCUGAUCUCCAGCGAGGGGAACCAGAACCUGUACGUGACGCAGGCCACCCUCUGGCUCUACUUCAAGGUGCAGCCGUCGCCUCUGGAGGUGCGUCCUCGGCGGAAGGUGACGGUGAAGGUGUACUACCAGGAGCCUGGCCUCAGCAGCAAGUGGAACCUGGUGGAGAAGCGCGUGGAGCUGAAGCGCAGCAGCUGGCACACCUUCGUGCUCACUGACGCCGUCCGGAUGGUGUUUGAGAAGGGCGACCGGCGGCAGAACCUGGACGUGCGCUGCGAGGGUUGCGAGACGGAGGGCGUGGUGCCCGUGCUGCUCAACCACAAUGACGAGUCCCACCGGCCCUUCCUGGUGGUGCAGGCGCGGCAGUCCGACAGCAAACACCGCAUCAGGAAGAGGGGGCUGGAGUGCGACGGCAGCAGCAGCCUGUGCUGCCGCCAGCAGUUCUACAUAGACUUCCGGCUCAUCGGCUGGAACGACUGGAUCAUAGCGCCGUCGGGAUACUUUGGGAACUACUGCGAGGGGAACUGCCCGGCCUACAUGGCGGGCGUCCCCGGCUCUGCCUCGUCCUUCCACACGGCGGUGGUGAACCAGUACCGCAUGCGGGGGAUGAGCCCGGGCUCCAUGAACUCCUGCUGCAUCCCCACCAAGCUCAGCACCAUGUCCAUGCUCUACUUCGACGACGAGUACAACAUCGUCAAACGGGACGUUCCCAACAUGAUCGUGGAGGAGUGCGGCUGCGCCUGAUUGUUUAAGGUGGAACUCAAGAGUCAGGAUACUACAACAAAAAAAUGAAUAUAGAAUAUUUAUGGACGAUGAAAAAAAAAAACAUGCGCACACGAACUCAUCCACACAUAUCGACACACUCUCAUGUAUGCCUGCACAAAACUUGUAUAUAUAUUUAUGUUUGUUGAUCUAUAUUCUCUGCUGGUGGACUCUUUCAGUCUCCUUCAAAAGGACGUGAGGAGGUCGCUUCCAAAAUCUUUGGAAAACAGUCAUCAUUAAGUGUCUCUGGGAUAGUAAAGAUCUUGACGUGACUCAUCUUUACAGCUCUGAUACUCAACUUACAGCCCCUGACAGGGUGCCAGGGGCCCCCAACCCAGUUUUUAAUUCCCAAUUCAAAUAACGUGAUUG
Messenger RNA from Plectropomus leopardus (leopard coralgrouper), 2053 nucleotides. RefSeq names its product inhibin beta B chain. The record is from RefSeq and is a predicted model, not a curated record. Gene Ontology annotation, cellular component: extracellular region. Lineage: Eukaryota; Metazoa; Chordata; Actinopteri; Perciformes; Serranidae. Gene Ontology annotation, molecular function: cytokine activity; growth factor activity.